CAACAAAAUGACGGAUAAACCUGGUUCCGCAGAAGAUACAAUUGAAAUGGAUGACACGUGCUCUCCGCAAUUUGUUCAGGAAGUCAAUCGAAUAAAGAGUCAAAUUAAAAGUCUCGUUGAAGAAAACCACACAAGAAAAUUUUUUCGACCUCUUACGUCGAAUAUUGGCGACGAGACGGCGAUUUUACGGAUUCAAUUCAAUAAUAUGAUGAGUAAAAUGGAAGAAAAAGAAAAACAAUCUUUAGUGAAAGAGCUAAUAAAAAUGGUUCAUCACGUGGCGGAAAAGAACUCUCCUGAUCGAGUUUUUGUUGGAACAAACUACGAACGUGUCGUAGAUCAGCUUCUCCGAUAUGCUCAUCAAAAAGGUGCGAUUUCAACGAAUCUGUGCGCAGAAGGACUCAUAAUGACUUCGGACUUCCGAUUAUGCAGUAGAAUAUGCCAAGAAAAAUGGAAAUUCAUCAAUGAUUGCAUUCCAAAAAUCGAUUACAAAGGAAUUCGGAAUAUCCUCCGAUAUAUUCUGGAAUCACAGCUCCGUCGCCUACCGUAUUCACUAUCUCCGGAGCAAGUAAACGAAAUCCGCAUUGUUGAGAAUGUAAUACUGCAUAUUGUGGAUAGAGACUCCAAUUUGAUGCCUCCACUCAUCACAUUAUCAGAAAUUAUGAGAGGAAUGCCGAAACAGGCGCUUAUGCUGCCGAGACUAACGGAGAAACUGGCAAGCUUAUCCGUCCAUUUCCGACCAAUUGCCGACCUAUCCCACGUGUGUGGCCGUGGAUUCGUUUACCCCAUUCCACUACAUCCAUCAUUCUAUCCAUUAACAUCGUGUUGGGAAGAACAUGGAUUAAAUGCCAGUAAUACAAUUGUUCAACCUCAUCAUACACUUCCAUAUCGUCCUGAACAUACUUCUACAUACUUGUACACCCUCUACAUGAUUCUUCGUCAGCCAUUGGGAAAGGACUCGCUUCAUCCUCCGAGCAAAACGAAGACAAAGACAAAUUGGGAAAUGUUGAUAUCUGUAAUGAUAUGUGAAUCAAUGGCCGAAGCAGAAUCUCUACCGGAAACUGAGCCAAUUCCACGAUAUCAAUGGGACAAUAUUGUUAAUAUUGUUAUUUAUGGGAUUACACAACAUUUAUUAGUCCCAAAAACAUUCUUCAAUGUUCUCAAAAAUUUGAUAAAACGAUGCAAGUACACACGGGCUCGCGACGAAGUUAUGUGGAUCGUUUUUCAAGUUGUCGGCUCUCUGUCUAAUUUAACACGACUCGAUGAUGCGGUGACUGAAAUUGUUGAGCUGUACAAUGAGCUGUUUGAUGGAGAUGUUGUUUGGAUGGGUGCAUCGGAUCAUCCCGCGUUGUUUGCAAGGUUUCUUGCUGCAGCUGGUACUUGGAUGAUUUUGGAGAAAGAUUUCGCCGACAAAAUGCCACCGGCCAAUGAGACAAUUAAAUCGCAUAUCAAGUUUAUUCAAGACGGUGUUGAUAAUUUCGAUUCAAGCAACACUGCAAUGUUGGCGGUUCUGUCGAAUAUUUUUCUAGAUCGAACGGAUACAAAAAUGGGAAAACUGAUCGUUCCAACACUUCAACAAAUGCUCGAAUCAAUUGAUGACACUAAAUCGCUAUUUGAACUAUCCUACAAAAGAAUGGCUGUCAACUGUUUCUCAGCAUUUCCAGUAGAAUUCAUGGAAGCAUUGACGUUCCGAUCGAAGAAAACUCUGUUAAUUCAAUGUUUCCAACCACUUCGUUCAUUUUCAACAGUUCGUCUUCCAAGCCCUGCGGUAUUUGAAACUGUAGCGAAGAUUUGUGAAUCAGAAGAUUAUGAGAUGGCUGUAAAGGAUAUGGAACAUUUAGCACAAAGAUCUCUUCACGUGGCAACUGCUGCAGAUAGAUCAUCUGGUGAACAUCAGAACGUCCAAGCAAAAGAUCAAUGUUACUUCCUAUUCGAUUUUCUCGUCUACCGACUUCCCCACCUACAUGCCUAUUCAAAAUAUUCAUCAACAGUGAAUGCACUAUCAUACUUCACUCAACACAUUCCGAAUAAUCCACAAAACCAUCAAAUCUACCGUCUCAUGGAGCAAUUUCUAAUGCGAAGAUGGUGCUGGGCAGGAUUUCACGGAUGUAUUACGGCACACACUCAGAUGUUCGGAACGAGUUAUAAGGAUAAUACAAUGAUGAGACAUAUGGCCUAUCCGAAGACGUUCUCUGUGCCCGAUCAAUAUCCAUUUGCGAUUAAUCCGGAGAUUUUUAAAAUGGCGAUUUAUAGUUUCUUGAGAGCUGUUAAGAUUACGGCACAAGACAUUGCUAUCGAGAAGACUAUGUUUCCAACUAUUAUUAAUGGAUUCGGAUGGCCUGAAAAAUCAACAUCAUACUUUCCAAAGUGGGCACUAGAUGCAAUUAAAGCCUCGGACACCUCGAACGCAGUGAACACUGAGGAAAUUCUAUCAGAUGUCCGUAACACGGCACGAAUGCACACAUCAUUAACACCAAAUCAAUUUGUGAUCAGAUAUGGCGAGGAUAGAGAUCCGGCGACAUCUCAUUGUAUGCUGGCUGUUUUAUUUCAUUUUGCAUAUAAUUCGGUUGAUUCUACGUAUAAUAUCACUUCAGAGUUUUAUGAAGUAAUGGAAAAGAAGACACCAAAAGAAAUUGUUGUAAUGGGAAACUAUCUGGUCGAUUAUAUAAUUGCUGAUGCAAAAACUCAAGAUUGCAACGAGAAGACUUUUAAGAAUAUAGCAAAAGCCGCUGCCCUCUUGGUAUUCCAGUUCCAAGUUCUGCGUGCUGACCGACUUCUACUCUCACUAAUAAUGCAUCCAGCUACAGAUGAGGAUGCGUUGAUAUGUAUUCAAAUCGCAAAUGAAUUCAUUUUAACACCAGAAUUUCAGGAACGAAUCCGCUGGUAUCAUCAAAAUGUUCCGAAAAAGGACCACUUUCCAACUGAAUACAUCAAAGCAAUCGUGAAAUAUCACGACGCAUUCCCGGAAUUUGAAGCUUGCGAACUUGUACGAUCAUAUGAUUCAUCGUCGAAUGUUCAUAUGCCUACGUACUAUGGUUGUCUUAUUGAACGACUUCUUCCGAUUAUGGAUCAAUAUCUACAUGUAGCAUUGGAACAACAAGGAUAUAAGCUUAAUCCUCAGAUACUUCAAUCUGUGUCAAUGCUCUACAAGUUCCAUGCAAUGCCGAUUCAUUUCAUGUAUUCCGUACUUUUCACUUCUCAUGGACUCAUGUCGGGUCCUGACGCGAAAUCCUUUGUUCUUGCAUUCGCUACACAGAUUGAAGAGUGCCAUUUGACGGAAGCUUUCGAGAAAUUCAAUCAUCAGAAAUCGUCUCGUGAACAACUAAUAAUGGAGUUGAUUGAUCGAAUGUCGGCUAGCUUGGACUUUAUUCUAACACCUCCACCAUUCGUGGCUAAGGACUGGAAAAUUGCGGAACUGAGUCCAGGAGCACAGACUCUUUAUUUGGCUUGUAUUGAGCUAAUGGCGAGCCCACAUUCACCGGAGACCCUCGUCGCCGCAAUGAUCAACGUAAUGCAAAUGAAACCACACGCUCGUCCAUUCAAUAUUGUUAAUCUGACAGCACUUCUUCUCACUGCUCUACCCGCAGCAUAUUCAAAUGCAUUACACGAUGAAUUUGUAGCAGUUUUUGUGAACGGAGAAACUGCCAAUUUAAAGUUCGAGGAAAUUGUAUUCGACAACUAUGAGGAGAGCCUAUUGUUGAAUUUGCCCAAUCGAGCACGUACAAUUAAUGUGAUAUCGCAACAAUAUUGGUUGCAUUGUAGUUUGUCUCUUCUCAAUUUCUUCUCCCACGAAUACGUCCCUCGAAUUCUGGAGCACGUAAAAACUGAGAAGGACCUCUGGUACACACUUCGCCUCGUCAUGCCAUACCUCCGUCGCUACUAUGAAAAUUGGGACACUGCCAAGCAAAUGAGAUCACAACGCGAAAAUUUCGGACCUCUUCACAUUGUGAAGCUUGUCUUCCAAAAGUUGGGAUCAAUGGCCGAAGAAGGUGUUGAAAUUGUGUACGAGCAGCACCUGUGUGAUUUGUUCUACAAUUGCAAAUAUUUCUUCGCCGGAGACUUUUUGAGGAAUACGGCGAUCACUGAAUUCGCAAAGCUUCCCGAAAAAAUGAGAGAUCGUCUCAAGUUCUAUGUGUCUCAAUCAGAACCAACUGCAGAGCAGGAAACACCACCGGAAAAGGAAAAAUCACCGGAAAAAGAGAAGGAGCAGGAACAAGAGCAACAUGUCAAAGCUCACCAACCUCUCGAAUCAACACCUUCCGUUUCCUCACUACCGCAAAUGCAACAUCAUCUACAACAAGCACCACUACUACCAUCACAUCAAAUGAUGCCUCCACCACAACAACAUUCAUCCUCACUUCAACAUCAUCUACAACAUCAUACAUCUACACAUCAAAUGAUGGAUACAUCACAACAUCAGACAAUUCAACAACAAUCAAAUCAUCCUACUCAACAACAACUUCAACAUCAAAUUCCGAAUAUGUCGAUGCAUCAACAAAUGGGACCUCAAUAUCCUGGUGCAGUUUUUCAUCAUCCAUCUGGACCUGUGGGACAUGUCCCAAUGCAAUAUGGAAUGGGACAUCAUAUGCAACAGCACCCACAUCUUCCACAUCAUCAGCAAAUGCCGGCACCUAUGCAUACAAUGAAUCCUAUGAUGCAAAACAUGACUCCUCAACAGCAAUAUCUCUACAUGCAACAACUUCAACAACAUCAGCAACAUCAACAGUACAUGCAACAGCAACAACAGCAUCACCAUCAACACCAACAGCAACCUCAUUAAUUUUUUUUCAUAAUUUACCUAGUUUUUUACAAUUUACCAUCAUAUAUUUGAAAAAUCUCACUGAUUACGGUUAUGUACAUAUAUUUAUUAUUGUUUAUAGUUUUUUACUUCAAAAUUUUCAUAAAAUUUUAUUUUUCUUA
Messenger RNA from Caenorhabditis elegans, 4917 nucleotides. RefSeq names its product Mediator of RNA polymerase II transcription subunit 23 (gene sur-2). The record is from RefSeq and is marked reviewed. The transcript is spliced from 17 exons. Lineage: Eukaryota; Metazoa; Nematoda; Chromadorea; Rhabditida; Rhabditidae. Gene Ontology annotation, cellular component: nucleus. Bases 8 to 4777 code for a protein of 1589 amino acids.